Molecule: messenger RNA, 3417 nt
Organism: Kalmanozyma brasiliensis GHG001
Lineage: Eukaryota; Fungi; Basidiomycota; Ustilaginomycetes; Ustilaginales
Product: DNA mismatch repair protein MutS-like, N-terminal
Exons: 1
Coding region: 1-3417 (1138 amino acids)
Biological process (GO): mismatch repair
Cellular component (GO): nucleus
Molecular function (GO): ATP-dependent DNA damage sensor activity; mismatched DNA binding; ATP binding
Source: RefSeq, a predicted model, not a curated record
AUGCCGCCACCAUCUCAAAAGAACGCCGGCCAGGCGAGCAUCAGCGCCUUCUUCAAACCCAAGGCCGGCUCCCAGAUCAUCACGAAGGCGUCUCAGCCAGAUCCCGUCUCGAGCAAUGGCCACGCUCGAACCUCGAGCUUUUUCGAUGGCGAGGCGUCCUCCUCGGGUGGACCUGCGCUCAAGCGGCCGAGGGCGAGCAACAAUGACGACGAAAGGCCCCGCCGCGAGACCAUCGAUCGUAUGGGCAAGUGGAAGUUCACAGCGGUUAAGACGUCCAGCAGCCAGGCUUCCGAACUCGGCAGUGCCUCUCAAGAGACCACGGCACGCUCACAGAAGGAGCAAGCACGCCACGAAGCUUUCCGCAAGAAGCUGCUCGGAUCUAACUUCGCCGUGGACCGCCACGCUCGGAACCAGAUGCAGAUCGAGGAGAUGUCCAGCAGGGACCCUUUCUCGCCGAGCACAGGAGCCGAGGACGACGCUAUUGUGGUGGACGACGACGAGGAUUAUGCAGCCGAGGCUGGCAGCUCCAAUCGCUUCGAUCGCUUUGCUGCCGGUGCUCCCUCUUCCUCUCGACGCGACAGCGCCAGCAACAAAACGAAGGGCAAAGGCAAAGCAGCCGAUCCGGACGCCGGACCCACGUACACGCCCCUGGAGAAGCAGAUCCUGGAGCUGAAGGCGGCGCAUCCUGGCGUACUACUCAUCAUUGAAGUCGGCUACAAACUCAAAUUCUAUGGAGAGGAUGCUCGCAUAGCGUCCAAGGAGCUCAACAUCAUGUGUUUCCCCGAACGCAACCUUCUAACUGCGAUGAUUCCCGUUCACCGCCUGCAUAUCCACGUCAAGCGUCUCAUUCAAGCCGGCCACAAGGUGGGCGUCGUUCGCCAAAUCGAGACUCGCGCUCUUAAAGCAGCAUCGAAGAACGCGUACACACCCUUCGUCCGCAAGCUCACUGCGCUCUACACGGCCAGCACCUGGAUCGACGAUCUCUCCAGCUCGGACGAUCUGGCCGCUACGAUGGGCGAGGCGUACACGAACCAACCAAAGAGCCUCUUGGCGAUCGUGGAGCAGUCAGAAGGAGGCAACGGACCGGAAGACAGGGUCAGCAUCGGGAUCAUCAGCGUCGAAGUCAAUACUGGCCACUUGACCUACGACCAGUUCACGGACGGCCAUGCAAGGACCGAGCUCGAGACGAGGAUCGCUCAUCUCGCGCCUGCUGAAGUACUUGUUCCGCCCAAGCUCACCAAGCCGACUGAGAAGGUCAUCUCGUAUCUGCUUGGCAACGGAGCGGAAGGCGGAGUCAGGAUCGAGCGACUCGAGACCAAGCCGGACUACAAUCAGGCCUUCCAAGCCGUCACUCACUUCUAUCGCGAUCGAGUUCCUUCUGAGGUCUCAGGCAAUGACCCAGAAUCUGCACCUGUACCGACAGAAGGCGCCAGCGGCGACUCGAGUCCGCUGAUGUCGGUCAUUCUCUCGCUCCCUCACCUCUCGCUCAUCGCUCUGGCGCAGAUCAUCCAGCAUCUGCAAGCAUUUCAGCUCGAGUCGAUCUGCACACUCUCGACCAACUUUCUAUCGUUCUCCUCGCGCACAACGAUGCUUCUCAACAGCAACACGCUGGCCAAUCUCGAGAUUUUCCGCACGGCCGACGAGCAGACGGAGCGCGGCAGUCUCAUUUGGCUUCUCGACAAGUGCAAGACAGCCAUGGGCAGACGACUGCUACGCAAGUGGGUCUCCAAGCCGUUGACCGAUGUCGACAAGCUGGAAGAGAGGCUCGAUGCAGUACAAUCGCUCCGAGAUGGCAAGGGCUACGUGUUGCGAACGCUGCCCAACCUGCUUCACGGUCUUCCAGAUCUCGAACGAGGACUGGCCAGGAUGACGUACGGCCGAGCGACACCCACCGAGCUCGCAACAGUGCUGUUGUCGCUCAAUCGAGUCACGCAGGAGUUCAAAGCGGAGGAAGCAGCAACAUGUAACACCCAGUCUUCACUCAUCGAGGCGAAUCUGAUGUCUCUGACAUCAGGCAAGCUGCCGGUGCAGACGUAUCUCAACCAGAUUUCGAUCAAGGAAGCGCGAGCGAACAACAAAGCCGACCUAUUUCCGGAUCCGGACCUAUACCCUGCCAUCCAGACAUCGAAGGAUAACAUCGCGAUCAUCGACACCGAGCUUCGUGAGCACCUGCGAGAGAUACGCAAGAUCCUCCACCUCCCGAGUCUGGAGUACGUCAGCGUCGCCGGUGCCGACUACCUCGUGGAGGUGAGGCAGGCAGAUGCGAAGAAGGUGCCGGUGGAAUGGCUGCGUAUCAGCGCGACCAAAGCCAUGGUGCGCUUCCACACGCCCGAGGUGAUCCGGCUGACCAAGAUCCGGGAUCAGCACAAGGAGACGCUCGACGCUGCGGCCGAAGAGGCGUUCUCGGGCUUCAUCAGCGAUAUGUGCAAGAACGAGUACGUAGCGCUACGCAACGUGGUAGCGAGCUUGGCCACGCUCGAUGUGCUUGUCUCGCUGGCGGAGGUAGCUAACGCGUCCGGCUACACGCGGCCUGUGUUUGAUAGGACGCCUGCAUCUGCGGACAACGCAUCGGUGCCGGUGGAGAUCAAAGGCAUGCGGCAUCCGAUCCUCGAAGUUGUCUCGCCGCUACCCUACAUACCCAAUGACAUCGCGCUGUCGACGCCGAGCUCGACACCGUCGAUUUUGCUGACGGGCUGCAACAUGGGCGGCAAGUCGUCCACCGUCCGAACGCUCGGGCUUCUGAUCAUCAUGGCGCAGAUCGGCUCGUUCAUCCCUGCUACCUCUGCGCGACUUGGCAUCCACGAUGGAGUGUACGUCCGCAUGGGUGCGCGCGACUCGAUGUUCAGCGGUCGAUCAACGUUCAUGGUGGAAGUCUCUGAAACAGCCGACGUCCUGCGUUCCGUAACACCACGAAGCCUCGUCAUCCUCGACGAGCUCGGUCGAGGGACUUCCACGUACGAUGGACUGUGCAUCGCAUCUGGCGUGCUGGAGUACCUCCUCACCCUGCCGCGCAUGCCCAACGUCCUGUUCAUCAGCCACUACUUCCAACUCGGUGCGCUCGAGGCACGCUUCCCGGACAAGAUACGAAACUUCCACAUGACCUUCAUCGAGACCUCGAGCACGGCAUUCGAGGACUUUGACGGGCUCGACGAGUCGGAAGAGAAAGGCGAGAUCGAGUUCCUGUACAAGCUGCGUCGCGGGAUUGCGAACAAGAGCUUCGGCAUCCACUGUGCCAGGUUGGCCGGUCUGCCGAACGAUAUCUUGCAGAGCGCGAGUAGGAUCUCGGAGAACAUGGAAGAGAGGUAUCGCAGCAAGAAGCAGGUUAAGGAGCGGAAGGAUGUAGUUCGACUCUUCAAGCAGGAUCCGGACGAGGGGGUGUUGGUCAAGCUGGAUCAGAUCGCCUCGCACACUUUGUAA